AUGUCUUCCGCCGGGACCCCAUCUCGCCGCGGUCCCCGCUGGUCUGCGGAGGAGACUGCCAAUUUGGUACGUGCGUACCACGGGGUGGGUAGUCAGAACUACGACCGCCCCCAAGACUGGGUGUGGACGAGAGUUGCGGUCGCUCUCAACUGCCUCCCCAACCCUCGUCGCCAAUAUACGGAGGGUGGGUGUAGGCAGCUUUGGGAACGGCUGACCGACGAGCAGAAGAGAUUGGAGGAGGAGGGGGAGGAGGAGGAGCCGGCACAGGGUCGGUCUGGGGAUGGAGGGGAUGGGGUUGAGAGGAGGGAAGAGGAGGGGGCCCGCUUGUCGGGUGAUUUGGGCAGGGAGGGAGGCGAGGGAUGGGGGCGAUGGUUCGGCCGCUGA
Messenger RNA from Hymenoscyphus albidus, 384 nucleotides. NCBI's taxonomy places the organism in Eukaryota, Fungi, Ascomycota, Leotiomycetes, Helotiales, Helotiaceae. The record is from the annotation of a GenBank genome assembly.